Molecule: messenger RNA, 972 nt
Organism: Seriola dumerili (greater amberjack)
Lineage: Eukaryota; Metazoa; Chordata; Actinopteri; Carangiformes; Carangidae
Gene: m17
Exons: 3
Coding region: 25-696 (223 amino acids)
Biological process (GO): negative regulation of neuron apoptotic process; ciliary neurotrophic factor-mediated signaling pathway; immune response
Cellular component (GO): extracellular region
Molecular function (GO): cytokine activity; ciliary neurotrophic factor receptor binding
Source: RefSeq, a predicted model, not a curated record
UUUGCCUGCGAUACUGAGUGGAGAAUGAAUGGUCAUGUAAAGAGCAUGUAUUUUCAACAGUUUAUGGAGCUAGCAACAACAUUACUCUCUGUCCUGCUGCUUAUGGCUGUUGAUUCAACACGAACGGUGGCAGCGAGCAGAAACCAGCAGUGUGGGAAUUCUCUCCAACAGACUCUGAAGCUCACCAGACUUGCACAGAAAGAAUCUGUCGAUCUAAUCAAAACAUAUAAAGCCUCUCAAGGAGAGAUUUCAGAGCUCUUCUGCAAGGUGUCAGUUAACAACGUCCCUGACCCCAACAUCUCUGGCCUGGAGCCCUCAGAGAGGAUCGUGAGCAUCUACACACACCUCCAAGCCUUCAUCCCGCAUUUCAAACGGGUGUACGAGCAGCAGACAGACUUGCAGUUACCCAUGAGCCCGCUGCUGGCCGAGCUCAGCGUUGUCAAAGCUCACAGCAGGAACCUGGCUGCUCUCAUCAACAGCUUUUAUCAGAGCCUCUUCCCAAACCUGCCUGUACCAGAGCCAGCAGGGGGGGCGACGGCACUACCUCCGCCUCAGAACGUGUUCCAGCAGAAGGUCUACGGCUGUGUGGUCCUGAAGACCUACAAAGAGUUCCUGUCAAACGUCUCCCGAGAACUGAGAAAUCUAAAGAGCAAAGUCUGCAGGAGGAGGAUACAAAUAAACACACCCUUCUUCUGAGGACGAUCCGAGGCUGACCUUAGACAGUCGUUUUCCAACAAUAUAUAUAUAUAUUUUUUCUUUUGAUAAAGUGAAAUAAGAUGUCUGGUACAUCAGUGUAAUGACACCUACAGUAUUUAUGAUAUUUAAUAUUUAUUUUCUUGUAUGUUUCGGAGAAAACGGGACACUGUUAAAAGAUGAAGACUGUAAAGGUUAUCUCUAUGCAACUGAUGUAUAUUUAAUAUAUCUAAUAUGUUAUGUACUGGUUCUACUUUGCUGGUGUAAACUUAUUUACUA